Ostreobium quekettii is the source of this 690-nucleotide messenger RNA. Lineage: Eukaryota; Viridiplantae; Chlorophyta; Ulvophyceae; Bryopsidales; Ostreobiaceae. The record is from the annotation of a GenBank genome assembly.
AUGCCGAUUGGGUGCCAGGCCUCGGCGCCGCUCGCCACCGGUUCGCCCUUCGCCAGGCAACAGCCGUCGGCCCCGCCGAGGCCCCAGGCCGCGCCGCGCCGAUCGAGCGGGACCCUUCCCGCGGAUGCGGACUUGUCAGGCGAAGGCGACGCAUCCAUCACCAGACGCUCACUCCUGGGGUCGGCCCUCAUCGCGCCCGCGCUGCUGGCCGCCGCCGCCCCCUCCUGGGCGCUGCUCCCCGACGACGAUGACACGGACCUGAUCGAGAAGGCCAAGGGCAGGCGGCAGCAGCGCAUACAGGCAGACCGAGAGGCCGAACGCAAGUUUGUAAAAGAGGGGGGCUACCGCGACCGCCGCGACGAGUCCGUUCUCAAGCCCGUGCAGACGGCGGUGUUCCAGCUGUCGCGAUCCGGGGCCGCACUGGAGUCCGGCAGCCUCAGCGGGGUGGCGUCCAUCAUCGGGGACGGCUCCUGGGUCGGGGACUUUCGGAGGGCCGGGGAGAGGCUGAGCGCCGGUAAUGCCGCGGCGGAGAGGUCGCUGACGCAGGUGCUGAGCGGCGUGGGGGCGCUGCAGGCGGCUGCCAAGAGCGGGGGCCUGGUGGAGUCCAAGAGGGAAUUUGUGGCCGUCGUGUCCGCGAUGACCGCUUGGGCGCAAGAUGCCGGUGUCGGCGGGGACAUCAAGGGGCUGUGA